UUGGCUUGGCAUUCUUCCCUCCCUCCCCGUUUCUCUCUCUCUCUAAAGAACCUUGAAGUCAUAUUCAGCCCUUGCUUUACUGCCAAGUGUCACCAAACCCUUUCCAGGAAGACUCCUUUCUCUCUUCCACCUCUAUGAAACCCAAAAAUUUGUCAUUUAAACCAAUCUUCACCAUCAUUUUGUUUCAUACCAAGAAACGGAACACGAACGGAGUUCUAACUCUAGACAACAACUCUGCAACUCUCUCUAUCCCUCUCUCUCUCUCUCAUGCAAUCGUCUACAGCUUUAGAACCCAUCGUAUUCAACCCUCAUUUCUCCACUAUGCUCAAACUCCUUAACAAGAGAAUCAAGCGCUUUUGUUCCCGCAUCCGGUGGCCGGUUCGUCGCCGGUCCAAGUCCAAAAUUGUCAUAAAAAGGUUUGGCAAAUCAAACUCCAGGGCUAAUAGUGACACUAAAGAUCACACUAUUGUGAAUGGGACUUCCAAAGUUCAUCAAGAUGGCCAACUGGGUGGUCUAGACUCGGUGAGGCCCAUACGUAUAGCUACUUUCAAUGCUGCCCUGUUUUCUAUGGCCCCUGCAAUACCUAAAGCAGAGAAUUCUUCAAGUUUUGACUUUGAAAACGAAGGUUUUAAAGAUGCUAGGCGCUCCAUGGAUCUUAGUUUACGCGCAAAGUCUACAAAUGAUCGGCCAAAGAGUAUACUAAAGCAAUCUCCCAUGCACCCAAAUUCCAUCAAUGACAAGGAGAAUCUCUCCAACCAGCAAAAAUUUCUGAAAUCUAAGUUAAGGGUGUCAAUCAAUUUACCAGAUAAUGAGAUUUCUUUAUUGCGUAAUCGACAACUGAGCUUUGCAGAACGUGGAAAGGAGGGAUCUUCAAGUGGUGGUGGGAGUAGAAUUUUGAGAGGAAAAGCUCCAUUGAGAUCAACAGUGAGUUUUUCAACAAAUAUGGGAAAUGGGGUUGAUAGUUUCGAGAGGUAUAGAAGCAGAAAGACAGUGCUUGAAGUCUUGAGAGAGUUAGAUGCUGAUAUUUUAGCUCUUCAAGAUGUGAAAGCAGAGGAAGAGAAAGCCAUGAAACCUUUGUCUGAUUUAGCUGCUGCUUUGGGGAUGAACUAUGUCUUUGCUGAGAGUUGGGCACCGGAAUACGGCAACGCUGUGCUUUCCAAGUGGCCGAUUAAGCGGUGGAAAGUGCAGAAGAUCUUUGAUGACACAGAUUUCAGGAAUGUCCUCAAGGCAACUAUUGAUGUGCCCCAGGCAGGAGAAGUCGACUUCCACUGCACACACCUUGAUCAUCUUGAUGAGAACUGGCGCAUGAAGCAGAUAAAUGCAAUAAUUCAGUCUAAUGAUGGUCCACACAUCUUAGCUGGAGGCCUCAAUUCCUUGGAGGAGACAGAUUACUCCACGGAGAGGUGGACGGAUAUUGUUAAGUACUAUGAGGAGAUGGGAAAACCAAUACCGAAGGUUGAAGUGAUGAAAUUUCUGAAGAACAAACAAUACACAGAUGCUAAGGACUUUGCAGGGGAAUGUGAGCCAGUGGUCGUGAUUGCCAAAGGACAAAGCGUGCAGGGCACAUGCAAGUAUGGGACUCGGGUAGAUUACAUACUGGCAUCCCCGAAUUCACCGUACAAGUUUGUUCCAGGGUCGUAUUCAGUCCUUUCUUCGAAAGGGACUUCAGAUCAUCACAUGGUAAAAGUCGAUAUAAUAAAAGUAAGUGAGAACGUUGAAGAAAAUGUCAGUAGAAAGCGACGGCAACCAAAACAGAAAGUUGUAAAGAUUACAAACACUUCUCCAUCAAAGACUGUAUGGAAAAUACAUACAUGAGAGGUUGACUUUGUUUUUACCGUUUUCUAUUUACAUGGGCUUAAAUAGAAAACUUAAGGGGUGUUAUCAGGUGUGGAGUUUAAAUUGUAUAGUUCUUGAAAGAAAACUGGAACAGUUUGAUUUA
Molecule: messenger RNA, 1939 nt
Organism: Theobroma cacao (cacao)
Lineage: Eukaryota; Viridiplantae; Streptophyta; Magnoliopsida; Malvales; Malvaceae
Product: DNAse I-like superfamily protein
Biological process (GO): GPI anchor biosynthetic process
Cellular component (GO): endoplasmic reticulum
Molecular function (GO): catalytic activity
Source: RefSeq, a predicted model, not a curated record